Messenger RNA from Adineta ricciae, 1017 nucleotides. Lineage: Eukaryota; Metazoa; Rotifera; Eurotatoria; Adinetida; Adinetidae. The record is from the annotation of a GenBank genome assembly.
AUGAAUCAAGUUUUGCAAAAGCGAGAUCUUGCACGAUUGACACUCUUGACAAAUUCAUCGACCCUUGCUGAUGCACAAAUGAUUAUGAACGUGUCAAUUCAAUACGCACUUGAACAACAAUUGCUAAUAAACAAUUAUCAAGAUAAGUCGAACAUUUCUAUAUUGCAAAUGUCUGCCGAUACGGAUGAUUCAAGUAACAUGAGUGUUACAUUAGACUUUGUCAUUAUGUAUGCACAUGAAUGUUUAACCUGUGAUCAACGUCGACAACGGAUUAUUUUCAAUCAAUUGUGCUCAUAUAAACAACUGUCAUCACCAAUCUAUUUUUUGAUACAAAAUUCAAACCUGUCUUAUACUGUCUCGAACGCAAUUAUAGUUUACACUCCGUAUAUUUCCAUCGACAAAAUUGUUGUCGUUACUAAAAUUAUCUCAAAUACACCUUCCGGCAGCCAAAUUAACAUAACGCAAAGCAAUAAUUCAUCAAAAUUGAGUAGUAUUUUCUCUGUCAAGAAUUGUACGAUGAUUGUUUCUACCAGUAAAAGCAACUACAUUGCAACGUUAGAUGCGACAAGCACACAAACUUCAGCGAGUCAAAACGAUGGACCUGUUCCACUCGUCGCAGCUUCUACUAUGUAUCCUGCACUGGCACAAAUAAUUGAACGCCAAGCACAAUUUCCUAAUGGUUCGAAUGCAUUUAAUAUCACUAUCAGUAAUGUCAUUUUGCAAUUUUGGUAUUCUAAUAGUACGAUUCAAAUGAUUAGUGAUUUUAUGAUCAAUUUUGCGACAAGUUGCGAUACUUCAUGCAUGAAUCAGAGAAAUAUACAAAUAGCAAGUCAAUUAGGCAACUUGACGAAUACUUCAAUUUAUAUGCAGCCAGCGAAUACGUCGAAUGGACAAGUUCAAAUUCUGAAAAACGGUGUUUACGCUUCAUACGAUUAUUCUCUGACAAUUCAAGUCAUCACCAACUUUAGUGGGACAAUCGUUCACACAAGUUCACCCACACUUACGACCAUUUAUUGA